GAAGGGGAAGGGCCCGGUUGGCAGCGGCGGCAGCCGCUAACGGAGCGCUGAGGAGCCCGGGGCUGGCCGGGGCUAACACACAGCACUACAACACAUGAAAUUUGAAAGAUGAUAUACGUGUGUAUUUCUACCAGCAUUACUUGACUCUGUGACCAACAUGUAAUUUUCUGCUCCAGAAGAAAAGAAAGAAGCAGCAGUUGUUAAGAAAUAAGCCAUGCCUGCUGCAGCUGAUGUAACUGUGGGGGACCUGCCUGUAAGACAUACAGGUCUAACUCCAGCUGGAAUUGAAGGAUUACAAGAAUCAUGAACUGCACAGAAUAUAAAAGCUCAACGAGCCAGGUAACAAACCAGUCAAGAAGAACCAGAGGACAGGUUUCUUCAUGUACAUGAUGAUCACAUCUUACUCAAGCAGCAUGCAAAUGAGCAAGAGGAGAAAACUAAAAGAAUGACCACCAAGUUAAUACAGCUUGUUAAUGAUAAAAAGUCUGAACAGGUUGGUGGCGGCCCCAAGUGGCUGGGUCGCCUGGAGCUGGAAGAAAGGAUUGUGCAAUGACAAGAAAAAGUUCAUAAGCUUGAGAAACAGAAUGAGAGCCCCCUUUCAGCUGACCAGCAGCUCCAGAUUCCAGGCCACAGACCUUGUCCAUCCAGCUGGGUUCAAUCUUUUAUUAGCAGUGGUCUCAGAAAAGUGAGCAAGGCUGCUGAUAUGCCACAGCACACAGGGAAAGGUACUUUUAAAGCCAGCACGAAGAUGAGCCUAAACGUUUGGGACAGUGUGGAAAUUAUCAAGGGUAAACAACUGGUUGAGAAAAGCAGUUCUCUUUCAGCAAUGGAAGGGAAAUUUCUCCGGUUUCAAGAGAUAUUUGGAAUUUGGUCAAGCCUAAAGAACUUAAAGACCAACCAUGGCUUAGCAAAAGGUGAUGAGCUGAAUGGAUAGCUUAAAAAGGGGCAGUUAAAGUAGUUCCAUCUUCAAAACAAAUUGCAGUCAGUAGCUAUUUCAAAGAGAGGGACAGAGGAAUUACAGGAAAGAAUAAACAAUCCAGAAAAAGAGAAUGAACUCUUGAACAAAAACUAUGAUAAGCUGUGUAAGGUAAUUUUUCACAUGCCAUAUGAACAGCAAUGGAAAUCAAAGGAACAGCAAAUGAAACUGCAAAUUGCUGAACUAGAGAUGGCUAUCAAAUCUGAUUUAGCAGACAAAAAUGCAAUCCUUGACAAGAUCAAAGUAGAAAGAGGUACCCAUCGACCUAAGAGGGACCUACCGUGGGUUCAGUGA
Molecule: messenger RNA, 1270 nt
Organism: Agelaius phoeniceus (red-winged blackbird)
Lineage: Eukaryota; Metazoa; Chordata; Aves; Passeriformes; Icteridae
Source: RefSeq, a predicted model, not a curated record